Alosa sapidissima (American shad) is the source of this 4822-nucleotide messenger RNA. Its product is annotated as protein kinase C-binding protein 1-like. Lineage: Eukaryota; Metazoa; Chordata; Actinopteri; Clupeiformes; Clupeidae. The transcript has 20 exons. Bases 518 to 4141 code for a protein of 1207 amino acids. Gene Ontology annotation, biological process: regulation of DNA-templated transcription. The record is from RefSeq and is a predicted model, not a curated record. Gene Ontology annotation, molecular function: protein binding.
AGGGGAGGGCGAGAGAGCAAGUGAAAGAGAAAGACAGGGGGGAAAACGACUCUGCAGUUCACCCUGACUGUGGUUUGUAUGUGCUGUGGUUGGUGUGUAUGGUAUUAUCUCCAACCUGCUUUUUUGUUGUUGUGGUGACACUCAUUUUUCUCUCUCUCUCUCUGUCUCCCUGGGUGUGUGGAGGUUGAGGUUCUAUACAGUUCAAUGAAUCGGAUUAAUCCACACGGUGCUGUUUGCUUUUUUCCCCACCAAAGGAUUGCCCCAUGUCCUUAAGGAGAGUCCAGUCCCAUGAUCCUCGGACACAUGUUGGUGAUCACUUGAAAACUGACUGUUCUAGGAUGGUGUGUUCUUUUUUUCCUCUCUUCCUGAUCUACACUGUCCUCUGGGGAAACCAUCCGCCAUCUUUUCUCCAUGGCUGAAGCAGUGAAACUCAGUGACCGUCUCCUACACAAGUGAAACAAGGGAGUGAGGAAGGCCGCUCUGCAUUUGGCAUGCUCCAUUUUUCACUUCAGCUCACAUGUACAAGCACACAAUUUUGGCUGAGGAGGAGAUAAAGACGGGGCCAGAUGUGAUUGACGGGAUGGACAUGUCCAUGCAACCCAAAGUGUCGGACCCAGGGUCAGCUGAGAAGGCCCUGGCAGCGCAGAAGCGCAAGCUGCCCAGCCCCCCUCACUCCUCCAACGGACACUCUCCGUCCAGCACCUCCCCCAGCCCCAUUAAAAAGAAGAAGAAGCCAGGCCUCAUCCACAGCAACAAAGACCAGUCUGAGCUAAGGCAUGGUCCCUUUUACUAUGUGAAGCAACCAGCACUCACCACAGACCCUGUUGAUGUUGUACCACAGGACGGCCGCAACGACUUCUACUGCUGGGUGUGCCACCGCGAGGGACAGGUGCUCUGUUGCGAGCUCUGCCCGCGGGUGUACCACGCCAAGUGCCUGAAACUGGCAGCAGAGCCCGAGGGCGACUGGUUCUGCCCCGAGUGUGAGAAAAUAACAGUGGCCGAGUGCAUAGAGACUCAGAGCAAAGCGAUGACCAUGCUGACAUUAGAGCAGCUAUCUUAUCUGCUGAAGUUUGCCCUCCAGAAGAUGAAGCAGCCGGGGACAGAGCCAUUCCAAAAGCCUGUUUCCCUGGAACAGCACCCAGAUUAUGCAGAGUACAUCUUCCACCCAAUGGACAUAUGCUCACUAGAAAAGAACAUAAAGAAGAAGAUGUAUGGCUGCACAGAGGCCUUCCUGGCCGAUGUGAAGUGGAUCCUACACAACUGCAUAAUUUACAAUGGAGGCAACCACAAACUGACAGCGACAGCUAAAGUGAUUGUGAAGAUCUGUGAGCAUGAGAUGAACGAAAUCGAAGUUUGUCCAGAGUGCUACUUAUCGGCUUGCCAAAAGAGGGACAACUGGUUUUGUGAGCCAUGUUGCCAGCCUCACCCCCUAGUCUGGGCCAAGCUGAAGGGGUUUCCUUUCUGGCCAGCCAAAGCCCUGAGAGAGAAAGAUGGACAGGUGGACGCCCGCUUUUUUGGCCAGCAUGACAGGGCAUGGGUCCCUAUAAACAACUGCUACCUGAUGUCCAAAGAGAUUCCCUUCUCUGUGAAGAAGACCAAGAGCAUCUUCAACAGCGCCAUGCAGGAGAUGGAGGUGUACGUGGAGAACAUCCGCAAGAAGUUUGGCGUCUUCAACUACGCUCCUUUCCGGACACCGUACACACCCAACAACCAGCUCCAGAUGCUGCUGGACCCGGCCAAUCCAGGGGCCGGCACAGUCCGACUGGAGAAGCAGGAGAAGAUCAAGUUCAACUUUGACAUGACGGCCUCCCCCAAGAUGCUCCUGGGCAAGAGCAUGUUGUCAGGGGGAACGGGACGGCGGAUAUCCAUGACGGACAUGCCGAGAUCCCCCAUGAGCACCAACUCGUCUGUUCACACGGGGUCGGACGCGGAGCAGGAAACGUCGGACAGGGCAGGACGAAUGCACCACUACAGCGCUGGGGAGGAGUCCAUGGAUUACACGGCAUCUCCAGCCUCUAAGAUGGGUGCAAUGAGUAGCACAGACAGCCCUAAGCCCUUCUCCCCUCAGGGCUCAGCCACGCCAUUCAUAAAACAGGAGCGGGCCUCCACCGGCAGCAUCCUCAACCUGAAUCUGGAUCGGAUCAAAGCGGAGAUGGACCUGAAAGAGCUCAGUGAAACGGUACAGCAACAGCAGCAGCAGCAGUCGGGGGCAUCAGUGCUCCUCACCUCUGCAAAGAGACCCAUCCGUAGUCUGGACAAGACCAUUGAGAGCUGCAAGGCCCAGCUUGGUAUUGAUGAGCUCUCUGAGGACGUGUACCGGCAUGUGGAGCACAGUGACUCUGAGGACUCGGACAAGUCAGACUCCAGCGACAGCGAGUACCUCAGCGACGAGGAGCAGAAGCCCAAGAACCACAGCCAGGACAAGGACAAGGAGAGGGCCGACCGAGAGUCCAGAAAGAGAACCCACAGCGCCUCGACGGAGAGACCCGAGAAGAACGGAGGGCCUCCUGGGGCGAUGGCGGCAGGCCGGGACAAAGGUGGCGCCCCCGAUGGCUCGGGGCCGGCGAAGGACAAACACAACAGCGUGGAGAAGGAUGCUCAGGAGAAACCUCGGGCGCCUCAGCAGCAGCAGCAGGUGAAGGAGGAGCCGAGGGCCAGGCCUGGCACGGACGCAGACAUGGACUCGGACUCCGAGAGGGAGCUGGUGAUCGACCUCGGGGAGGAGAUGGGCCGAGACCGGAAACGGCCCAAGAAGGAGCCCACAUCUGUCCCCGUAGCAGCAACCAAGGAGCCACCAGCCAUCAAAACAGAGGGUAAAGCUCCUUCCUCCAGCAACACAGCAGCCUCCUCCUCCUCCUCCUCUGCGGAUAGCACUUCCAGUACCACCAACACUAGCAUCAAAGACUCUCCCCACCCAGCUGUGAGUGUCCCCCUGAAUGUGGGGUCCUUUCCGACCUUGACCUCUUCAACUGUGGUCCCUGGAGCCACCUCCACCACCUCUUCCACAUCUCCAGCUGCCAUUCCGUCCACAGUGCCUUCCUCAUCCACCGCUGUCUCCUCCUCCUCCUCCUCUUCCUCUUCCUCCUCCAACGCAGUGAAGAAGCAGCGCCCCCUGCUGCCCAAAGACAAUGCGGCAGCCGCCGCCGCCGCAGCUCAGGCCAUUCAGCCGCGCGCGGUCGUGUGGAAUCCUGCCACCAAUCCUGCUAAGUUCCAGACGUCCUCGCAGAAGUGGCACAUGCAGAAAGUGCAGCGGCAGCAGCAGGAGACGCAGUCCACACAGCCAGCUGCGCAGACGCAGUCGCAGCAGCAGCAGUCACAGCAGCCGCAGCCGCAAACACAGGUGCAGGUGCAGACGCAAGGCACAUCAGCAGCGCAGGCACAGUCCUCCAGCACACGAUACCAGACCAGACAAGCACUGAAAGUUCAAGUGAAGGACUCUCCCCAGAGUGCAUCGACGUCUGGGUCUUCUCUGGCCUCCUCGUCCUCCAUGGCUGGAGAUUUCAGCAUCCCCACCGCCUCUGCUGACGUGGCUGCAGACAUUGCCAAAUACACUAACAAAAUAAUGGACACAAUCAAAGGGACAAUGACAGAAAUGUAUCAGGACCUCUCCAAAAACACCUCUGGCAACACUAUAGCAGAGAUCCGCAGGCUGAGGAUAGAGAUAGAAAAACUCCAGUGGCUGCACCAGCAGGAGCUCUCUGAGAUGAAGCACAACCUGGAGCUGACCAUGGCAGAGAUGCGUCAGAGCCUGGAGCAGGAGCGUGAGCGGCUGGUGGCGGAGGUGAAGAAGCAGAUGGAGGGGGAGAAGCAGCAGGCCGUGGACGAGACCAAGAAGAAGCAGUGGUGCGCCAACUGCCGCAAGGAGGCCAUCUUCUACUGCUGCUGGAACACCAGCUACUGCGACUACCCCUGCCAGCAGGCCCACUGGCCCGAGCACAUGAAAUCCUGCACGCAGUCAGCCACAGCAUCGCAACAGGAGCCUGAAGCAGAGGCCCCGUCAGAGCCGGCAGGCAAAUCCACGGGUCAGACCCCCAACAUCCAGCCCUCUCCACCUGCGGACAGCUACCCCCAGACAAACAAAGACCCCUCGCCUGCUGGUGCAGAUAGGGGACGGGACAGUGCCAGUGUCAGUGUGUCCUAACCCUCAAUCACAGCACCAGUGCCUGUGGGCCUGUACAUAAAUAUAUAUUAUUAUAAUUAUUAUUAUUAUUAUUAUUAUUAUUAUUAUUAUUAUUAUUAUUUUUAAUCUUGGUGUAUGUCACCUUGCUCUGUUACAAACGUCUUACUGAAGAUUGCUACAGCGAUAUAUUGACACUUUUUUUAUGGUUGGGCUGACGGUGAUUACCAACGCCUCUUUGUCUGUCCAGGGAUUGUGGAUGACAUCGAAAUCAAGAGUUUUUUUUUUUUUUGGACCUUACCAAUGAAUUCACAGCACACUAUGAAGAAAAUAUCAAAUGAUGUAAAUGUGAAACAACUUUUUUAUACACACAUAUAGCUCCAUAUAAAAAAAGAUACAUACAGACUUUAUACAGUUAUACAUGAUAGUAGCACUUCCAAGUGCCUGUGGACAUUCUUUGAAAUAUGGAAAAUAACGGUUUUAUGAAUGGACGUGGUACCGUAUCAGUUUGAGGACUUGGAACUGUCAUCACUCGCUAUGAAGGAUUCCUCAGAUGCUGUGUGUUGUGAACGUGAUCACAGAGACCGACAAAGAGAACAUUAAUGACUGUGUAUUUCUUGUGAGCAUGUUUUUUUCCUGUCUAUGUCUCACAGAUUCCAUUGUUUACAUAUUGUAAAUAAAACAUAAUGGUGAAGGUAGACUUUA